Messenger RNA from Pteropus alecto (black flying fox), 3825 nucleotides. RefSeq names its product cell adhesion molecule 2 (gene CADM2). The transcript is spliced from 10 exons. The record is from RefSeq and is a predicted model, not a curated record. NCBI's taxonomy places the organism in Eukaryota, Metazoa, Chordata, Mammalia, Chiroptera, Pteropodidae. The coding region runs from base 620 to 1834 and encodes 404 amino acids.
GCCGCCGCCGCCACUGCCACUGCCACUGCUGCUACUGCUGCUACUGCAGCCCGAGCAUCUCGGAGCCGCCGCUGCCACCGUGGCCGCCGCUACUGCCACUAGCUCUGCUUCCAUCGCUGGCACCUCCCCUUCAGAACCCUGAGACCCCCCGAGCGCUUGCGGCGGCUGCUGCUUGCAUGCUUUCCCUCUCCCCCUGCCCCUCCCUUCCGUGACCUACCCACUCCUUGCAGCCCUAGUCCGCACCUUCUCCGACACUCCGGCGUCCCUGCACCACCUGCUCAGGCAGCGCCGGCAGGCGCUGGGACUUGCUGUGAGCACCGAGAGAAAGGCGAGCUCCGAACCCGUGCCUGGCAGGCGGGCUGUCGCGGCUGCACCACCAGCAGGAGGAGGAGCAGAAGAAACUAUUUCGCCCACCCAAACCUUAUUCUGUGGGUGCUUCGCCGCUGCCGCUUCUGCUACCGCGGAUCCGUGUUCGCGGGUUCUAACACCGCGGCAGCAGGGACCGUGGGUCCGGAGGGCGCCGCGAGGAGAACACCGGCGGAGCCUUGCACUCUGGUGCCCCGCUCACCAGCAUCUCCUUGCCCCUUCGUUCCUUCCCCAACCCUUUAAAGAAGGGACCAUGAUUUGGAAACGCAGCGCCGUUCUCCGCUUCUACAGUGUCUGCGGGCUCCUGCUACAAGCGGCUGCUUCAAAAAAUAAAGUUAAAGGCAGCCAAGGGCAGUUUCCACUAACACAAAAUGUAACAGUUGUUGAAGGAGGAACUGCAAUUUUGACCUGCAGGGUUGAUCAAAAUGAUAACACCUCCCUCCAGUGGUCAAAUCCAGCUCAACAGACUCUGUACUUUGAUGACAAGAAAGCUUUAAGAGACAAUAGGAUUGAGCUGGUUCGGGCUUCCUGGCAUGAACUGAGUAUCAGCGUCAGUGAUGUGUCUCUCUCCGAUGAAGGACAGUACACCUGUUCUUUAUUUACAAUGCCUGUCAAAACUUCCAAGGCCUAUCUCACUGUUCUGGGUGUUCCUGAAAAGCCUCAAAUUAGUGGAUUUUCAUCACCAGUUAUGGAGGGAGACUUGAUGCAGCUGACUUGUAAAACAUCUGGUAGUAAACCCGCAGCUGACAUAAGAUGGUUCAAAAAUGACAAAGAGAUUAAAGAUGUAAAAUAUUUAAAAGAAGAGGAUGCAAAUCGCAAGACUUUCACUGUCAGUAGCACACUGGACUUCCGAGUGGACCGGAGCGACGACGGCGUGGCGGUCAUCUGCAGAGUAGACCACGAAUCCCUCAAUGCCACUCCUCAGGUGGCAAUGCAGGUGCUAGAAAUACACUAUACACCAUCAGUUAAGAUUAUACCAUCCACUCCUUUUCCACAAGAAGGACAGCCUUUAAUUUUGACUUGUGAAUCCAAAGGAAAACCACUGCCAGAACCUGUUUUGUGGACAAAGGAUGGUGGAGAAUUACCAGAUCCUGACCGAAUGGUUGUGAGUGGUAGAGAGCUAAACAUUCUUUUCCUGAACAAGACGGAUAAUGGGACAUACCGAUGUGAAGCCACAAACACCAUUGGCCAAAGCAGUGCAGAGUACGUUCUUAUUGUGCACGAUCCCAAUGCUCUGGCUGGCCAGACUGGCCCUGAUCAUGCUCUUAUAGGAGGGAUAGUGGCUGUAGUUGUAUUUGUCACACUGUGUUCUAUAUUUCUGCUUGGUCGAUAUCUGGCAAGACAUAAAGGAACAUAUUUAACAAAUGAAGCUAAAGGAGCUGAAGAUGCACCAGAUGCUGACACAGCCAUUAUUAAUGCUGAAGGCAGCCAAGUCAAUGCUGAAGAGAAAAAAGAGUAUUUCAUUUAAAAUGCAGGCCAAGAUUCUGAGUUUUACUUAUCAGGCUGGCUGCUGGAGAAAACUGGCUAUCAUCUUUCAGAAUUCAUUUCUCCCAUCUUCUGCUACCUUUAUUAACUUCCACACCAUACUGCUAUCAGUAGCCAGUGUGUACCAACAAUCAGCUGUCAAAAGCAUUAUUCUUUAAUUACUGUACCAUUCAUAAUGCAGGACAUUUCUUACUGCCUAAAUUCCACAUCAUUGCUCUUUUAACAUACAGUGCUUGAAUAUACAGCCUUAACAAUGUUAAUCAUCUCUUUGGAUUAUGAUAUUGAAUUGUUUUUAUACAUUGAAAAAAAUGUAUACAGAGUCCCCGCUUUAAAUCAUAGACUGUGUCAGUUUGUCAUUGAACAACUAUCACAAGGAACGGGAUUAGAUAAAGAGCUAAUGUGCUUAAAUUUUAUCAGACAUUGGAGGUUUACGAUGUUUUCUACAUGUUUCUCUUCAAAGACGUGUUUAAAAACAUAUGCCCUAGGAAACAUCAACUGAAAACACUGUAGUAUAGAUUCUGGAAUGUUUGAGAUAUACUGGUAAAGCUGUAUCAGUUGCUAUCUAAAAAUAUAGUACUUGAUACAGGAGCCAUGUGUAUGAAUUGCAAUCAUGUCAUAAUAUCUUUAUGUAAUUAUAUAGAUCCCACCAUUAGGUUAUUUUAGCUUCAUUUACCAAAAAUUAUUACAAACAUUUUACCGCUUUGUAAAUCACAAAGAUUUCAUUCAUUUCUCUAAUUUGAUUCUGUAAUUUAUUUGCUCCACAACGACUCACCUGCCUAAACGAAAUUGAAAUAUCCAUAGGGCACAAUUUUGAGACAUUUUAGUAUGUGUAUAUAGUGCAUAUAUUAAUCCAAUUAAACAUUAUUUGAUACAUAUUUAACUUUUUUGGCUGUAGGUAAUUCAGUCAUAAGUAAGCAUUUUCUAAUGUCCAUUAUAUCCCUUUAGAUAUUACUUAUACCAAUAUUAUAAGUAGAUAACAUGUAUUAGUAUUUUGUCUGUAUGUCCUAGCACUGUUCAACAACAAAUUUUUCUAAUUAUUUUUAAUUUUUAUUUGUUAUACAAUGGAAGCACAAUGUUAUAAGGAAAGGUAAUUUUAAGCUAACAACCAGUGCACAGCCUCAGGUUUUAAAUUACAACCACAGUUGAAUAAUAACCUAAAAAUAUACUCUUAGUUUGCUAAAAAUUUACAAAUUUUAAUUUGGCAGUUCUAGAGCUGCUUACCUAUGUUGGUUUGCCAAAAAGAAGUGUUUAAGAUAUGUUUUCUGUAUAAAUGAACUAAUUCUUUAUAUUAAAUUCCUGUCUAUGCAUUUUGUGAGGUACAAACUUAUGAAACAGUGAGUGAUAGAGAAUUUCUGCCAUGCUUUUAACUUCAAGGUGAAAGUCUCUUUCUCUGAAUUAUUUCUGAAAUUUUAGUGUAUUUAACCAUUAGGAAAUGCUGUAUUCUUAAAUACAACACAGAAUCAAUCUAAAGUCAUAUUAUUCUUCUAGUAAAAUACAGUACUGCUAGAUUAGUUCUCAUUAAAUUUAUUAUAUGCUAAAGAUUAAAAAUCCAGUUAGAUAAAAAAUAUUUUCUGAUUCACGAGCACUUCAUCUUUAAGAAGAAAACAAAUAUGAAAAUAUGGUAGCUACACUUGUGAUGUCUGAAAGCAUGUGGCCUAUGUUUUGAAAAAUAAUAUCUUGGAAUUUAUUUUGGGAAAACGAGAAUGGUUGAGUACGACAUCAUGUGUUAAUAGCAAAUGAAAGACAAGGGUGCUGUAUCUUAGAUUAUUUAUCAGAAAAGUAUAAAUCUUUUAAAGACAAUGUUAGAAUUUUAAAUUGUUUUUUUGAUUGUUGAAGCAUUUAUCUUGUUGAUUUCUUACAAAAGAAAAAGGAUGAUGUCAGUCAAGCAGCACUUUUUCAGAAUAUACAAAACAUAAAUAAUAUGAUGUGGUUGAGUGUUAACAUAAUAAAUCAUAUACAGUAUGACAUUUUAAG